AUGGCCCCAUCGAAGCAAUCGAAAAAGCCGGCGCCGAUCGUCGAAUUGCCCCAAAGUGUUUGCUAUUGUGAUGGGUUACGCGAGGUGGGAAGUCUCGAAGUGUUCUGCUCAGGCUGUUUAAAAUGGUACCACGGGCGAUGUUUGCGACAUUUACAAGGAUUUUAUGGCCUCUCAUUCAUGGUGUGCUAUGUGUUCAACUGUGAGAGCUGCAGCCCGACAAAGAUCGAAUCGUGGACACCAAAACAAGCAAAUUUCAUUCAUAUGCUGGUGACGGUUUUGGCGAAUUUGACGUGCGAACGCAUGAAAGAAAUUGGAAAAGAAACGGCGAAAGCGCUCGAGAAGCACAUUUUCUUCAACUUGGAGGAUGAUAUCAUUCCAUAUUUCGAGAAGAACUGGGAAAAUUUGACGUCGAUGCCGCGACGCGUGAAAACGACAUGGCAUCAAACGCUUCAAAGCACCUUGGCCAAGCAGGGCGAUCUCUUUUUGACAAAUCCCCGUGAUGAGAACUCGUUCGCUUUGUUGGAGCUAGAUCUUUCAAAGAUUGGGCCUGUGCACGAGGGUGUGAAGCAGAUCGGCAAGAAAACACCAUCAACAUCGAAUCUCAACUCGACCCUCGUCACCGCACAAGCGACUGAGAAAGCCGAAGAGGUCAUUGACGUUGGUCCAAAGACACGAGGCGCAAAACGACGUACCGCCGAAGGCUCAAAUCCGCCAAGUAAAAAGGGAAAAUAUGGUACCGAUUCGGUUGUCGUUUCGAUUCCCGGUCGACCAAAUCCAAUCGAUUUUUGCUUCAACAAGGACGGCUAUCGUUACUAUUUGGUGGAAAGGAACCCGAAUGUGCCCGAGAAAGAACUCUUCGAUUUAGAGUUGGAGAAUUCGACUAUGGUUAAGAUUCACGAGUUUCUCUACCGAAUCACUCUCUACGAUACGGUGAUGAUGUCACCCAAUGAUCGGGCUUAUCAAAUAAAACUUUACGACGACAAUUUGACGCUGGCCGGCUACGAGGGAUACUGUUUAUCGCGGGCGACGCACUCUGUGGCAAAAGGGACUUGGUAUUUUGAGGUAAACUUCCUCAAACAGCCCGAGGAUAGCCAUAUUCGAAUCGGAUGGAGCCAACCAUAUGCUGUCCUCCAGGCCUGCCUUGGUUAUUCAAAAUACUCGUACAGUUGGCGCUCAUUGAAAGGAACGAAAUUUCACGAAGCGCGCGGGGAAAAGUAUCACUUUGGAGGCUUUAAGCAAGGGGACGUCUUGGGAUGCUUAAUUCAUCUACCACACGAUAACAUUCAUCCUGAAAAAAGUUCAUCCGAUUACCUUCCGAUCACGCACAAAGAUGGUUUCAUCGUCAACUUCAAGCACAACUAUUUCGCCGAAUGUCAGGAUAGUAUGACCGAGUUAAAGGCGAGGAAACUCGAUGUUUUGCCUGGAAGCAGGAUCGAGUUCUUCCUGAACGGCAAAUCUUGUGGUGACGCUUUUACGGACAUCUACGCCGGCUACUAUCACCCAGCCAUUAGUAUCUUUCAGGGAGCCCAGGUGCAAUGUAAUUUUGGGCCAAAGUUUCGCCAUCCUGUCAAAAACGCGCGUGCGAUGUGUGAAAGGGCUGAGGAGACACAGCUAGAACAAUCGCUCUCCGAUUUGCUCUAUUUGGUGGAAAACGAGGAGGAACGAGCGAAAGCUGCCGACGAAAUUCGACGAAUUCAAGCCGACUUAGCAAUU
Mesorhabditis belari is the source of this 1713-nucleotide messenger RNA. The record is from the annotation of a GenBank genome assembly. NCBI's taxonomy places the organism in Eukaryota, Metazoa, Nematoda, Chromadorea, Rhabditida, Rhabditidae.